Molecule: messenger RNA, 2017 nt
Organism: Callorhinchus milii (elephant shark)
Lineage: Eukaryota; Metazoa; Chordata; Chondrichthyes; Chimaeriformes; Callorhinchidae
Exons: 13
Coding region: 1-1689 (562 amino acids)
Cellular component (GO): membrane
Source: RefSeq, a predicted model, not a curated record
AUGUGGAGCAGACCGGAGCCAAAGAAACGGCGGGUACGGGCAGGGUGUCUUCACCACCUUCUGCUCAGCAAUUUACCAAACGAUUCCGGGAAAUCCAAAUACACUCCCUAUGAAGGCAUUGCCUUCACUUACGCGUUUAGUUCAAACAUUGGAGCCAAGGUGUUUAUUGCUGACGUAGUAGUUCGCGUUUGGCAUCACAAGACAUUCUGGUACCGCCUGGUCUCUGCAGAAAGUAAGAGAGAAAGGAGAGGCAGAGGCUGGGUCUCUGAUUCACAGGGAUUUGGAGGUUUGGGGAUCACAGUAUUCCUGGCAAACGCUGCUUCAGCUAUUUACUGCGUGUGGUUGAUCACUACGUCUGCGGAGACCCCUCUCCUUAAGACGGACAAACACGGGACCCCAGGCUCUGUGCUCAUCCUCGACAUGGAGCCAUUGUUUUUCAUCUUCCUGCUAUUUCUGGAGAGACGGACGGUGGAAUCUGCAGAGAAUGUGGGUGUGAGGCUGGUGAAUGGCGGCAGCCCAUGUGCCGGGAGAGUGGAGAUUUACCAAGGAGGAUAUUGGGGCUCAGUGGAUGGCUAUAGCUAUGACUAUGGGUAUGUUCUGACCUGGAAUAUGAAGGCCGCGGCUGUGGUGUGUCAGGAGUUGGGAUGUGGAGCCGCGCUGUCAGCAUCAGUAGGAGCUCACUUUGGGGAAGGAUCAGGCUAUGUUGUGACAUAUAAUAUUCGGUGCAAAGGGAGCGAGUCUGCUCUGAGGGAUUGUCCCUCAGCGACCUGGAAUCAUUAUUACCGGACGCACUCCAAUGAUGCUGGAGUCAUCUGCUCAGAUUCGCUCCAGAAAACCAACAUUUCCCUGAAUCCAGAUUCCCGGGCGUUUGUGAGAGGGGAAAGCGCUGAGAUCUCGUGUUCUGGGAACUAUCCUGGCAGCAAAUGCUCUUUUUUCAGAGACGGAGAGUUUAUCACAUCACAAAGAGCUGCAAACAACAGCAACGCUGUAACUUUCAUUCCAUCGGAGAUCAGGGCAGGCAAUUACUGGUGUAAAUGUGUUAAAAAUAUGGACGGGCGAGAGCUCACAUUCCCAGAGAGCGAACGAAUGGGAAUCAAUGUGUGGGAUCCGCUUCAGAAACCCACAAUUUCUCUGAAUCCAGAUUCCCGGGUAAUUGUGAGAGGGGAAAGACCUGAGAUCUCGUGUUCUGGGAAUUAUCCUGGCACAAAUUUCUCUUUAUACAGAGACGGCGAGUUUAUCACAUCACAACCAGCUCCAAAGAAUAACAACAAGGCCAUAUUCGCCACUCCGGAGAUCAUUACAGGAAACUACAUUUGUAAAUAUAUUGCACGCAUAGACGGACGACAAUUCACAUCACCAGAGAGCGAGCGAAUGGGAAUCUCUGUGCGGGGAUACUGGACCUGGAUGCACACUGUAGGACUUGCUGUGGGGAUCGUCACUGCUACAGUGAUCACUGUGUUUACACUUGGUUUAUGUGUGUAUAAGAGAGGUAAACACAACAGUUCAAUAGAGAAAUGGAACGUACCCACGGGAGGCGGCCCGCAAACUAGCAGCAAUAUAUAUGUGACGUUGAGAAUGGUUGAAUGUUCGGUACCACCAGCGGACGUUGAUAUCACCGACGCCAAAGGAACUUUAGACGCCUCAGCCGGUGCGGAUGAUGGACCAGUCAACGCCACGGUCAGAGCGUAGCGAAGUGAUCAGUAACCAUCACCUGCACUCUCUCCGCUCUAAGUCUCCUCGUCAUUCCCUGUGGUGAAUACCAACAUAAGAGAGUGGGAGAGAGAGAAUAGCCGCAUCUUUGUCUUUAUCAGAAGUAAAACUUCCUUCGUCACAGCGGCAGCUGUGUUUUAUAGAAUAUAAUAAAUGAUUUUGCUCUCUUCUCGUCUUCUGCACAACAAGACACGCUUGCGAAUUGAAUUGAUUGAUUAUAAGUGGGCCAAAUUGUGCACAGCAGAGUAAUGUAAACAGUGAUCCAUUUCAUAUUAUAUUUUUGAAGGAUUACUAUCAGCCUUGUGCA